AAGCAGCUUAGAUACGCCGUACGCGGUGGAGAGUUCCCUUGAAGAGAAGAAACCAGAGAGAAAGAAUGGAGGAGACGAGGAAGGAAGAAGAGGAAGAAGCAGUGAUGGAAGAAUUUGAUCCAUCAGAAAUAGAUUAUGUUAGUUAUGGUGGUGAACAUCACUUGCCUCUCAUCAUGCGAUUAGUUGAUAAAGAACUUAGUGAACCCUAUUCUAUCUUUACUUACAGAUACUUUGUCUAUCUAUGGCCUCAACUUUCUUUCCUGGCGUUUCAUAAAGGAAAUUGUAUUGGAACAGUUGUUUGCAAGAUGGGUGAACAUAGGAAUACUUUCAGAGGAUAUAUUGCUAUGCUUGUUGUUAUCAAAUCUUAUAGAGGAAAAGGCAUUGCUACGGAGCUUGUUACCCGAUCGAUACAAGUGAUGAUGGAAUCGGGAUGUGAAGAGGUAACACUAGAAGCAGAAGUGUCAAACAAGGGAGCACUUGCGUUGUAUGGUCGUCUUGGGUUUAUCAGGGCAAAAAGGCUCUUCCGGUAUUACUUGAAUGGAGUUGAUGCUUUCCGGCUUAAGUUAUUGUUUCCUCGGCCAGAGAUAAGCUCCCUGCUUAGGAUGGCAAAUAACGAAGAUGGCUAUUAUCAUAACAAUCAGCAAUUUGAGGAAGGAAGUUCUCAAGUCAACUAAGAGGGCAUCUGGUCCAAGUUUUUGCAGGUAUCAGUAUGACCCGUGAUCAUUUUUGUUGUCACUAGAAUAAUUAAACUGAGAAUUAAGCAAACAUGGAGUGUAACCAUCAUUUUGCUGAUUGUAUUUCUACAUUUUUCAAUCAUGGUACAGUGUUUAUAUCACUGUGAUGGACCCUCUAUAAGUAUUUGAUUUAGACUGGUCGGUGUCUUUGGUUCAUUUCAAGGUGCGGUAAGCCACUUCUUGUGAUGGCUUUGGCUUAAUUUUACUUGAAUAUCCUUACUCUUAGGGAACUGUUAGAGAAACUCGGACUUUGCUGAGAUACAAGAACGAGUGAAUUGAUAUGGUGCCAAAAGGGACUGGGUUGAAGCAAUGUUAAGAGGUACCGGAAACAGACUAAUGACGUAAAGAAGACGCACAAUGAAGUAUGGGAAGAAAGUCCAUAUUUAUUGCAUUUGCAAAUUUGAUGAUGGUUGUUGGCACAUUUGAGCUCCUUUUCUCUUGUUCUAGGGCUUGAUGAUUGGAUGCGCUGUUACAGCCUUGUUUUUGCAGUGCUUUGAUCAUGCUGCAUGAUUUAUUGUAUGUAUAAUUCCUGUCUAAGAAUCUUAUCUCGUGAAUAUCAUUUGAUUGCAAAUGGGGAAAACUUAUAAUGGUAACCUACUGUCUAGUGAAAGUGAGAACAAAAUGGUAAGACUUGACAGAUCAAUGGAAAUUUUUGUUUAUUUA
Papaver somniferum (opium poppy) is the source of this 1397-nucleotide messenger RNA. Its product is annotated as N-alpha-acetyltransferase MAK3-like. Gene Ontology annotation, cellular component: NatC complex. The record is from RefSeq and is a predicted model, not a curated record. Bases 66 to 674 code for a protein of 202 amino acids. Gene Ontology annotation, molecular function: protein-N-terminal amino-acid acetyltransferase activity. Lineage: Eukaryota; Viridiplantae; Streptophyta; Magnoliopsida; Ranunculales; Papaveraceae. Gene Ontology annotation, biological process: N-terminal peptidyl-methionine acetylation. The transcript is spliced from 4 exons.